AUGGGGAACACCAUGCGAGGCAUCAUUACCUUCAUCCCUUCUGAACGCAUACAGCAGUUCUUAGUGGGAGAGCUGAAGGAAAUGCCACUGGAUCGGACACUGGACCUAAGCAGUCGGCAGCUGCGGCGCCUGCCCGCCUCCACCUGUGUGUUUGAAGAACUCCUGAAGCUUUAUCUCAGCAACAACAAACUCAGCAGCCUCCCCUCUGUCCUACAGGGCCUGAGGAAUCUGCAGCUCCUGGCCCUGGACUUUAACUGUUUUGAAGAGUUCCCUGAAGCCAUUUGCUCAUUGCCCCAGCUGAGCAUCCUUUACCUGGGAAACAACAGGCUGUACAGCCUCCCCUCUGAACUCAGAAAUCUCACAGAACUCAAUACUUUGUGGCUGGAGACUAAUUGCUUCACUGUUUUCCCCAAGGUAAUUUGUGAGCUUUCCAAUCUAAAAACUCUGCACUUGGGUUACAACCAGAUCCGCAGUUUACCAGAAGAUCUAAGAAGACUACAGGAGCUGAAAAGCAUCUGGCUCGCUGGGAACCAGUUAACAGAAUUCCCACCAGUGUUGUUAGAAAUGCACUGUCUUGCUGUUAUUGACGUGGAUCGAAACAAAAUACGCUACUUCCCAAAUUUAUCUCACAUGGAAGGGUUAAAACUUAUUAUUUAUGACCACAACCCGUGUGUGAACGCUCCAGCAGUAAGUGAAGGUGUGAAGAGAGUGGGACGGUGGGCAGACUGUCCCGACCCUGACACUGAAGAAGACACAUCAAAAGUGACCAGUGAGAACAGUGCGGAGGUAACAGAGGAGGACCACCACAAUGAAGAUACACAGAACUCUUAAACAGCCUUUGCUAUGGCCUAUGAGACAGAACGGUCUGACAGACAGCUCAAAACACCUCUCAAGUGGCCCACUCAAAACUGGGCAUGCAGGUCUGGGUAUGCUGAGGAGCGGGGCCAUGGUAUUUGAACCAUAUAUGGUAAAGAAAUCAUUAUGGCAAAAUAAGCACAGAAUAGUUUAUAUAGAUUUAGACAAUGAACAUAACCUACAUAUUUACUGAAACAUUUGGGUAAGACAAUGAUCUUUACAGACUGAGAGUACCUACUGAGGCAAAACUCCAAACGACCGAGGGUUAAAUUCAAUUAGUAGAUGCUCUAUCACCAUCAAUGCAUUAUUUAUUUCACAGUGAGUCUGUGGCAUUGAAAAAUGUGGCUAAUGGCCCAUAAUAUCUCCU
Periophthalmus magnuspinnatus is the source of this 1222-nucleotide messenger RNA. RefSeq names its product leucine rich repeat containing 10 (gene lrrc10). Bases 1 to 831 code for a protein of 276 amino acids. Gene Ontology annotation, molecular function: protein binding. The record is from RefSeq and is a predicted model, not a curated record. The transcript has a single exon. NCBI's taxonomy places the organism in Eukaryota, Metazoa, Chordata, Actinopteri, Gobiiformes, Gobiidae.